GGUCCAAGGGGAAAAGCAGAGCGGCACGGGCUGCCAUGGCAGAGACCUCAUUGCGUCUCCCUGCUGCGACUGCUCAGCUCUCUCUCUCCAUUCCGUUUCGAGCUAUCCGCUUCCUUCCACACCCUUCUCUCACCUUCUCCACCUUCCACUUCGAGAGAGAGAGAGAGGGAAGAGAAACCCUAGCUAAAUCGCCGCCGCCGCCGGAGCAGAGAGCCGGCAUGGACCUCCUCGAGAUGCCGCUGCCACACUUCUUCGAGAAGUCCCUCGGCAAAGACGAGGACGAGUGGCCGCCGGAGGCGCGCUUCCUCGUCGCCGCCUACUACGGCAACGUCCGCCGCCUCAAGGAGAUCGCGCGGCGCCUGGACAGGAGCGGGGGGAACAAGGGCGAGGACUCCACGCUGGCCGCCACCACCUAUCGCGGCAUGAACGCGCUCCACGCCGCCGUCGGGGGCCUCGGGAGGCUCGACGCCUGCCGCUACCUCGUCGACACGCUCGGGAUGGACGUCAACAUGUGGGACGCAUCACCAAGGAAGAAGACGCCCCUGGAGCACGCCGUGUCCGGCGGCAACCUGCCGGCCGUCAGGUUCCUGCUUGACCACGGGGCCGAUCUCCACCAGGAAUGUGAGGAGGGCGCCACUGUUGUCCAUCGGGCUGCGAUGACAGGGAAGUCCGAGAUACUAAAACUGCUGCUUUCUAGAGGAGCCGAAGUCGACGGCAAGUCAGAACAGGGGACACCACUGUGUCUCGCCGCCCUUAAAGGACACGAGAGUACUGUGGAGGUUUUGUUGGAGCACCAUGCAGAUGUCAACAUGGUUGUGCCUUCUUGUCUGGCAACACCUCUAGAUGCUGCAGUGUUUGCUGCUUCCAAGCAUUGUGUCAAGCUAUUGAUUCAGGCUGGAGCUAAUGUGAACGAUGUUAAUAAUAAUUCCUUGGCAAGAGCUGCAAGCGAAGGCUUAACUGAAAUUAUUAAGUGCUUGUUGGAGGCAGGUGCAGACGCAAAUCGUCCUGAUGAGUGUGGUAUAAUACCAAUAGAGCUAGCCGCUGUGUAUGGUACAAGGGAAGACGUUGAGCUUCUAUAUCCUUUCACCUCCCCAAUUCCAGAUGUGGCAGACUGGAGCGUUGAUGGGAUAAUCAAUCAUGCCAAACUGGAGCACAUGCAGCUUAUGGAUGAUGAUGCGGUUAAAAAGAGGAAGUCUGACCUGAAAAAACAAGGGGAUGAAGCAUUUGAGAAGCAGGAUUUCGCACAUGCAUCAGUGCUCUACACAAAGGCGCUCAGGGCUGAUCCGUUGGAUCGUAAAAUGCUGGCCAACCGGAGCCGCUGCUGGCUCCGUCUAGGCGAUGCAGAGAAGGCUGUGAAAGACGCGAUCAAAUGCAAGAAUAGCCACGAGGGGUGGGCAGAGGCACACCAUCGCCAUGGAGAAGCUCUGAUGAUGCUGAAGGAGUAUGAGAAGGCUUGCGAGGCGCUCACACGCGGCCUGGAGUUGGACCCCGAGAACGAUGAGAUGGAUAAGCUCUUCUGGGAGGCGAUGGAACUUAAGAAGAAGAAAUGAUGCCUGGCGGAGGUCGCCAGAUCAAGGCCCUUUUUUGCGUUUUCAGAGAUAGUUACAGUCUUACAGAAGCUCUGUCAGGAGUAGUAGCAGCAUGUUGCUGUUAAUUAAUCUUGAAACAAUGGCUCUUGGCGUCAUUUUGGUGACAGUCUAGUCUAGCUAGUCUGAAACUAGUAGAUGCAGUGGUAGUUUACUGGCAGCAGCUUUUUGACUUGUGUGCGCCUUGGGUGGCUUUAAACUUGGAUGGAUGGAUGAUGAUGGAUUGGGUUUGGGAUGCUGAGAGAAGUGAAAACUUGAAUCUUUAUCUUUA
This is a messenger RNA of Lolium perenne, 1857 nucleotides long. Its product is annotated as ankyrin repeat protein nuc-2. Gene Ontology annotation, molecular function: protein binding. The record is from RefSeq and is a predicted model, not a curated record. NCBI's taxonomy places the organism in Eukaryota, Viridiplantae, Streptophyta, Magnoliopsida, Poales, Poaceae.